AUGUCAAACAAGCUUUAUGACCAAAUCUUGCAAAUUAAUACGAAUGAAUAUUUGGAAAAUGAAUCAGCAAAAAUUGAUUUUAAAUGUGAUAUUUCACUUGAUGAAAAUGAAGAUGAUUCACAAAAAUUAUCUAAAGUAAUUGCUGAGUCAUUGGGAAAUGCUGAUGAAAGAUUUGGUGUUAAUGAAAUAAUUAAAGAAGAAAUUAAAAAAAAUCUUCACCUUAAUCCAAGUGAAAUAUAUCAAAUUUUAGAAUGUAACCAUCCUAAUUUAACACAGAAACAAGUUCAUGCAUGGUGCAUUCAACGACAAGAAAGUUAUCCAUUUGUAGAUUUACUAUAUGAAAGUAUUUCAAAUAGUUUUUUAAAAGAAAAUUCAUUUGAAAAUUUACCUUACAAUUCAGAAAUAGAGUCAUUGCAAUUGCAACUUUUUAGCAAAUAUAAAUCUACAUUGCAAGAUGCAUUAGAAAUCGUUCAAGAACAAGAAAAUUCUGAUAAUAUUCAAUGGGCUCAAGCAGUUUGGAAAAGCUUCGAAGGAAUUGAAAACUUAGUAAGAGAAGUUAAAUCAUAUAAAAAUAGAACAACAAAUCCACGAACUUGGAAGAAUCAUAACAGGCAUACAAUGUAUCUAAAAUAA
This is a messenger RNA of Dentiscutata erythropus, 633 nucleotides long. Lineage: Eukaryota; Fungi; Glomeromycota; Glomeromycetes; Diversisporales; Gigasporaceae. The record is from the annotation of a GenBank genome assembly.